AUGCGCGUACCCACACCACACACACAAAAACCCUCGAAUGCUUUGGCACACAGCGUCACUACACUGCGCUCAUUGGCUGUCUCUCGCAUUCUUUCAUCAUUUUCCCAGACGUUUGCAAUCUUCUUCACAAUGAUCGCCCUGACUUCGGACUUCAUUUGCUACUUGCUUGUGCCCUCAUCCUGGCUCUUUCUCUUCGGCAGCACCUGCGUGUGGAUGGAGCUUGUGUGGCAUGCUGAACGUGGUGUCUGCGCGCCGACUGUGGCCAUGUGCUUCCUCUUCCUCUACGUGGAGGUGGCGGUACGUCUGCGUGACCCCAAGUCAGUUCCUCUCAGCAUCGACUUGUGUCGGCCUUUCGCUGCUCACUGCAUCGGCUAUCCUGUUGUUACACUGGGUUUCGGCUUGAAGAGCCUCCUCACACACCAACUUCGCUUGCGUCGGCAGCACCAAGUGGAGACACAUAAUUCAAAGUAUUUUUGCCUUCUUGAAUUGGCUCUUCCUGAGGAGGUUCGCACACUCCAUCGAAGAGGGGAGUUGGGUAAUGGCCAACUAGCAGUAAUGAACUCACCGAACGCCAAUUCCGGUAAUUUGGCAAUAACUGCAGCUCCCUCCACAAGCACAGCGAAUUCGUUGCCUGCUAGCCCUACCAGUAUUUCCACAACAUCAGCUUCUGCUACUGCCGCUAACUCCACUUCCACGCCAUCAGCACCGACGACAGCAAAGAAUUCUCGGAAGCAGCAGCAACAACAACAAAAUCUGACCAAUGGGAAAUCCACGUCUGUAGCAAAUAACUGCGAUCAUUCCCUUGCUUCGAACCACGCUUUGUCAGGCGAAGCUCCCUACCUUUUGAAGUCACCACAUUGCGUAUUGAUGUAUACAAGUAAAGCGGAUGUUCUUGCAGUGGAUAGCUUCUCUCUCGUUCCGAGUUUCAACCUUGUCGCCCUAAAAUUUUCUGCUUCAACUAUCGCAGCCGUGGAUCGGAAGUUCUUUGGUUUCGACGGAGGUGACCAAAAUCCACAGCACCAGAAUCAGCACCAUCACCACAACCAACACCAUCACAACCACCUUGAAGGGGAGGCGAGCGGGUGCUGUGAAGCCACUGCAGUCUCUUCAAGUUGCUCCUCCCUCUCUGGUCAGGAGGUGGUUGAGGUGCGUGCGCCCAAAAAAUCGCCCACCGCAACCACCGCCAAUAGCAGUAGCGGCCUUGCUCAAGGUCACUCUGGUUCCUCUUCCGCACCACAUAAUCGGUCCAAGGCUAGUGACAAGUCCUCCCGUUCCGGCAAAGAUGCCUCUGUCUAUAGACUGGAAGAUGAACUGCGAAGACUGCGGCAUGAGCGCCAGACUAUGCUGGUGACAGAGUCGGAGCUGCGAGCACAGUUGGCUCAGUUGACUACACUGGAGCGAACCUCGCGGACGGAGACAAAUCAGGCGAGACAGGAGGUGGAGUAUUUGCAGUCCAAAUUGACCACGCUUACACAGCGACUUGAGUUUGAGAUUCUGAAGCAUCUUUACAAUCAGGAAAUCCUUCAAAAUCUCAGCUUCAAUACGGAGCGCGAAAAUUUGCAGUUAGCAGAGAAGAAGGCAGCAGAGGAGAAACGCCAACGAAACGCCCUUGAGAUAAGCCUGGCUGCCGAGAAGCGCGCUCGUAGGGAGGCAGAGAAUGCUCUGAAGGCGUCAGCUCCCUUUGGUUCAAUGACGAACAGCACCAUCACCACCUCUGCACCAUCUGUCACCAGCUCCAAAACCCACAUAAAACUUCAAAUUAACCCUGUCUGCUUUACGAACCAAGAUCAACUGGCUUUCAAACUCGUGCAGCUUUUCGUGUGGCAUUUGGAGAAGCAGGUUAGUUCUGCGCCGGUUAGAGGUUCAGGACCAAUCGCAUGUUCCACGCGCUCGAUGAGUGUUCGCAGAAACGGCUGUCGGGUCUGCGGUCUCGGAACCGUCACGAGUGGUGUACAGCGGGUCGCCUUUGAAAUGCUUGCGUGCCUGCCAUCUUGGGUAGCGGCUUUCCGGCUGGUAUAUGACAUUUCCGUUAGCCGUUAG
Messenger RNA from Echinococcus granulosus, 2040 nucleotides. Its product is annotated as Macoilin. Gene Ontology annotation, biological process: neuronal signal transduction. The transcript has 13 exons. Gene Ontology annotation, cellular component: rough endoplasmic reticulum membrane. Lineage: Eukaryota; Metazoa; Platyhelminthes; Cestoda; Cyclophyllidea; Taeniidae. The record is from RefSeq and is a predicted model, not a curated record. The coding region runs from base 1 to 2040 and encodes 679 amino acids.